This is a messenger RNA of Leptomonas pyrrhocoris, 690 nucleotides long. RefSeq lists its product as hypothetical. The record is from RefSeq and is a predicted model, not a curated record. NCBI's taxonomy places the organism in Eukaryota, Euglenozoa, Kinetoplastea, Trypanosomatida, Trypanosomatidae. Bases 76 to 690 code for a protein of 204 amino acids. Gene Ontology annotation, biological process: rRNA processing. The transcript has a single exon.
AGAAGCACAACAACAAACGUGGCAUAUUUUCCCUUAUCUCUGCUGCUUCCCGCACUUGAAAAGAAGUUGCACAAAAUGGCUGGCAAGUUUCGUGGGGAGGUGGGCAAGCUCUCCAAGCCAAAGAAGAACAAGUCAUCAAAGCGCGCCAAGAGUAAAAAGGUCGUCUCGUUAGUGAAGCGCAGCCGCAAGUUAGACUCCGAAGCGCUGCAGAGCCGAAUUGCCGAACUCACAAGCGGCAACGCGGCCGGCGCACACCCAACGAUUGGCAGCAAAGCAGCGAAGGCCAGCGCGGCGGGAGGGUCUCCAUCGGGCAAGGUGCAGGUGGGCAAGGCGGCGCUAGAGGUGGUGGGCAAAGGCAAGCGGGAGCGCAUCGUUCCAGAGAAGGACGUUGCCGUGCAGCGGACCACCGCAGAAGCCAUCGGACUUAAGAUUCUGCACCAGGCCGUCAAGAAUCAGAGCCACGAGCGACUCCUCCCCCACCAAAACCGACACGACUACGAGUACCGGCUGCGCUCGGUGGCCACGAUGGGCGUCGUGCAGCUCUUUAACUCGUUGGCGCAGUCGCGGAAGGCCAGCGCCGCGCUAGAGGCGGAGGAAUCGCGGAUGACAUCUGACAAGGUGAUGGAGAAGAAGCAGGUGGCGUCGAAGGAGGCGUUCCUCGCAGCUCUGCGGCAGCCGCAGCAUCGCUAA